Molecule: messenger RNA, 2885 nt
Organism: Spodoptera exigua (beet armyworm)
Lineage: Eukaryota; Metazoa; Arthropoda; Insecta; Lepidoptera; Noctuidae
Source: the annotation of a GenBank genome assembly
CUUUUUAUUUCGUAAAAAUGUGUCAAUUCAUUUUUAACAAUUUAAUUUAACCAAUUCAUUGGGGCGACGUCUCGUUCAACAUAACUGAGUUCGUCCUAUUCACACUAGUCCUCAAAUAAAAGUUCCCAUGAUUCCGAUACAAAAGCGGUAAUAGCCCUUCACUAAAUUUAAAAAAUACACUUCCGUACUGUUUAUUGUAUAAGAUCACUCUACCGUUUCACCCAUCCCACAUUUUUGGGUUUUCUUCCCAAACACCGCUUGUGAUUGUGACCCUACAGGAUGUAGUUUUCGACAAUCGCUAACAGGUGGAGCUACUUGCCCUGCAGGCAGGACGGUCGAUUGUGCUUAUCGCGAUCGUCGUGUCCGCGCGGGUGACGUUUCUGUUCAUGUUUCGCUGUCAAAGUCAUUUGAGAAUGUCUAAUUGUGUGAAAUAUUAGUGUCUUUAUUUCGAAUAAAUAGCUCGUGAUCGUUAACUGAUUAUUUCGUCAGUGUUAUAAGUCAGAAUCGCAGCUAAUUAGCACAGUAACGAUAAAGUUGCAGCGUCUAGGUUCGGUGGCGGCCAUUUUAUUUGCCGGCUGUGUUCAUUCGUGCCGUGCCCAUCUCGACGAUACGGGGCAAUAACGAGCGGGGCCAGUCAGUUGGCAUUUUCGCGAGUAGAGCGGAGGUGUCUCUAGUUUUUAGCGUUUAAGCAUUCAAUUUAAACACAAAAGUGCAUAAAAAUGACGACAAACAUGCAGCAAGGAACGAUUCUGGACGUUUUGAAAAGAAAAAUGCGCCAGACAAAAGAGGAAAUGGAGAAAUAUAAGGACGAAUGCGAGGAGUAUCACAAACGUUUACAAGUGGAAAUUAUGCGGAGAGAAGAAGCUGAGUCCGAAGUGGCUGCCCUCAACCGACGCAUCCAACUGCUGGAGGAGGACCUCGAAAGGUCCGAGGAGCGUCUCGCCACCGCCACCGCCAAGCUCUCAGAGGCCAGCCAGGCUGCCGAUGAGUCGGAACGAAUACGGAAGGCGUUGGAGAAUCGAACCAAUAUGGAGGACGACCGCGUCGCCAUCUUGGAGGCACAGCUGUCGCAGGCCAAGCUCAUCGCCGAAGAGUCCGACAAGAAAUACGAAGAGGUGGCGCGCAAGCUAGUGCUGAUGGAGCAGGACCUCGAGAGGGCCGAGGAGCGCGCCGAACAGAGCGACUGCAAAAUCGUCGAGCUUGAGGAGGAACUCCGUGUCGUUGGUAACAACCUGAAGUCUCUGGAAGUCUCCGAGGAGAAGGCUACGCAAAGAGAAGAGACAUACGAGGGUCAAGUAAAAUUGCUGGACGCUCAACUGAAAGAGGCUGAGGCGCGCGCUGAAUUUGCUGAGCGCUCUGUGCAGAAACUCCAGAAGGAGGUCGACAGGCUUGAAGACGACCUGGUGGCCGAGCGCGAAAAGAGCAAACUCCUGCAGGAGGAGAUGGAGGCCACGCUGCACGACAUACAGAACAUGUGAACUCCCGCCACUGUCCGCCCCGCUCGCCUCGCUCGCCUCGCUCGCCCGCACUCUCGCCAACCACCUAACCAUUGGCCCUCAGAUCGCAUAGUGCACGGUGUGCUCCUACAAAAAGUUUUUAUUCAAUUGACAUAUUUUCCAACCAUUCUUGCAAUUCAGAGAGACCUAGUGAGUCGAGCGGGCGCCUAGAUGUUAUUAGCUAUAGAAUAAUUGCCAGCCGCUUUUUAUUUGUAACUUCAAAAUCGAGUGUUUGCUACGAAAGCACUGCCAUGUGCAAUUUUUUAUUACAUCCACAAAUUACUAAUAUUUAUGUCCGUAUAGUUGAAGCGUGUAAUUUGUUUAUAGUCAUUACUUUACGAGCGUGCCUGUUAUGUCUAUGAUCGAUAUUUAUAUGACGUAUGCAGUAACCGCUUCUCUAGCACUCUUAGUGUAAGGUAUAAAUGAUAAUAUCGACAUUCCAAAAGGGGUCCAAAAAUGUUUAACGUUUUACAAUCAACUUAAAAGACAUUUAGCAUUAUUUAUAUAAAAUGCACAUAGUUUUUGUACAAUAUUUAAAUUGUCUAUUUGUAGAACAAAUUAGUUGCUGUAUUCUGUUUCGAUUUUUUCACUCGAGGGAUAGUGCAUACAAUACGUGGUAUGCUAUAUUUUUCAUAUGCACUGUUUGCAAUUAAUUAUGAACUUAAUUUACUUAAUGUUAGUGAAGAGAUUAGAUAUUUUUAUUCAAGAGUGACGGUAAUAAAAUAAAUAAUGAUAUUUAUAGGAAUAUUCUUGCUAAAUUGGAAAUAAUUGAUAUUCUAUAUUAUGUUUGAAGAAUGAUUUUCUCGUGUCAUAAUUGAGUUUGUUGUUAUUUAUUUAAAUUAAUCGAUGAAGACGUAUGUUGUCAGCGACAUCGCUACACCACACCUACAUUGGGGCGUUAUCUACAAUAUUAUUUAGGAAAUCUUUAGUUGUCAUUAACACCUGCAUAAGGAUAUCAUCUAUGUUAUUUCGUAAAACUGAAAAACUUUAGAAUACGAAUGGUAAAUGAAUCGAUAUCGAUAAAUGCAUAAGCUUUGUGCCUUAGAGAACGUUGGCGCGUUACCUGAGAUACAUUGUAGACUGCACCCAAUGCAGGUGGAGCUUAGUGGUGUUGUUGACAAUGAACGGAUGAAUAAAUGGCUAUUCCAAGUAGUGCGUAAUGUGCUGGCAAUACCGCGGUGGUACAGGCUGGGCCGGGCCGGGCGUGUGACGCGCGGCCUUGCGCGGGUCUGUCGUACCCACACACUCGUCCCACACAUACAGAACGUAGGGAGUCCGUCUUUUUAAUGUUAUCGAUUAAUGAAUUGAUAGAUAAGUUCGUGAAAAAUAAUUUAAUGAUUUAUAAGAGUAUUCUAAUAAAAGUGUUUAUGAAUAUAUAUUAUUAUUUUU